This is a messenger RNA of Tetrahymena thermophila SB210, 885 nucleotides long. RefSeq names its product bucentaur or craniofacial development protein. The record is from RefSeq and is a predicted model, not a curated record. The transcript is spliced from 2 exons. NCBI's taxonomy places the organism in Eukaryota, Ciliophora, Oligohymenophorea, Hymenostomatida, Tetrahymenidae.
AUGUCAGAGGGUCUAUUAAAAAUUAACUUAUAAGACUUAGAGGAGGAAGAAGAAGAUGAAGAUUAUGUUCCUCAAGCAAGCGAAAUUGAAGAAUACAAGAGAGAAAAGAAAGAACUCAAAGAUUUAAAAAAAAAAAAGAAUUAAGAGGAGCUGCAUCAAGAGAUACUAUAAUCAUGGAUUGAAUUAAAGAAGGAAGUUAGAGAAAAAGAAAUGAAUUAAAUAAAUGAAAUUAGGAAAUAAACAUAGAUGCUGUUAAAAGAUAAGGAUCUUUUACUAUAAAUAGCCCAAAAAGCACUUCGCUUAAACGAAGAUGAUAAAUAAAGAAAAGUAAUAUUCGCUGGUUAAGAGUUUAUAGUAGAUUCUAGUGGUGAAAUAGUAGGCAGAGCAGAUGAGUAGGCUUAUUUAAAAGAAUUUUAGCUUUUUGAAAGCAAGGAAAUCAAUUAAAUGAAAUUUGAAGAAUCCAAAAAUGUCAAAGAAGAAAUCAUCGAAAGCAAAAAGGAAGAACCAUAAGAAAUAAUUAUUGAAGAAAAUAAUAAAGAAGAAGUGUAAGAAGUCUAAGAAGUCUAAGAAGAAAAAGUAGAAAAAGUAGAAAAAGUUGAAGUAGUAUAAGAAGUAAUUUAAUAGCUUGGUUAAGAAGAAAAACAUAGAUUAGAUAUGAAAAAUAGAUUUUAAUACUUAUAAAAAGUUAUGGAUAAAAUAAAUAGUAAAUCAAAGAGCAUAACAUCAAUACACAAAUCAAAACUUGAUUGGAAGUCUUUCACUAAAAAAGAAAAGUUGGAAAAGAAAUUCGAACAAAAUAGAAAAGCAGGCUAUCUAGAUAAAUAAAAUUUCAUUGCAAAAGCCACCGAAAAGCAAAAAUAAAUUUAAAAGUCAACUAGAAGGUGA